AUGCGAUUCCUGUCGCUCUGGCUCGCAGCAUCAUGCAUCUCCAGUGUAUGGGCACUUCAUGCGUCUGAAGUUGGCGUAGUGGACUGGUACAAAUCUUUCGCUGGCGUUCCACGGAUAGGUGCUAUUUCGACUGCGCCCGUGUUCCAUAGAAUAGGCGGAUCCAACGGGUCGACACAGAGUCUUGUCCUGACUGCUACUGAAAAAAAUGUGCUUGCUGCUAUAAGUCCGGUAGACGGCUCUCUAGCGUGGAGAUACCUUUUUGACCAAGAUGAGCAUGUUAUUGGGUUGAAAGCCCAUCAGGAUGUUGUGGCUGCCGUCUCCGGCUCUGGCGGUGCGACCUUACGAUUAUUCGACGCGCUGACCGGCGAUUUGCGUGUUGAGAAGCGGUUACAUCGGCCAGAUGCAGGCCGUUUGUUUGAGCCGGAGACGUUGGGUACCGCAAUAGCAUUUGAGAAAGACGACGUAUUCGUACUUUCAAACGGACAUAUCCUCCGACGCGUGGAUAGCAAGACCGGAGAACUCAAGUGGUGUUGGGCAUCUCCGGAUGAGGCAUCUCUUGUAGUCUAUUCCAAGAUCAUCGCGACCCCCUCUGUGACGUAUGUGGUCGGUCUGGCGAAAUCGUUCGCAUCGUAUACUCUGCACGUUACAACACUUUCCUCUUCCACGGGCGAGUUGCUUGAAUCCAUGAGCAUCCCAUCAAGCAUAAAGGACGGCCUUGUAGACUUCUUGGUGUUGAGCACUGCUGGACAGUCAGAGCUAACACCGCAUGCUAUCUGGUUCGAAGAUGGCUCCAUCAGAGUAUUGAAGUUGACUCCAGAAAUCAAGGAGACAUCAUCGACCAGCAAGGGUGCAGUAUACAAGCGAGUGGUUGACGUAGGACUGUCUGAACAUGGGCAAUUUGUCGCACUCAAAGACGAUGGCACGGCACAUAUUUUCAAGCUGACCGAAGACGGCUUGAAAGCUGUUUGGGAGUUCAGGGAUUCUGCUUCCUCAAACCAAUACGCAGAAUCUCAUUACGUGGGCGGCUUGGAUAAAGAUGGCUGGCCAUUCAUUGCUCGCGUGUAUUGGUCUCAUGUUUUCAAGAAAGCGACCGCGCAUGUUUUCGCAGCACACCUAGCCGAUGGCAAGGGAUUCAGCACAAGCUUCACAUUUCCCUUUGAGACCAGUGUCCAUGGCGUUAUGACUCACGUCGCUCUCGAUGCUGCGAAUCCAGAAGAGUUUAAAGUCAUCUCGCGCUUGGUCCUAACCACCAGCACUGGUGCAGUACAGCUGUGGCAGCAAGAUCAGCUACACUGGACCCGCGAGGAAGCGCUAUCGGAUAUAAGGGUCGCUGAAUUCGUGGAGUUGCCCGAAAGAAAGAUCAUCGCUGCGCUUGGCAGGGAAGAGGAGGAGACAUUCAUGGCAAGGCUUGUAAGGCAGACCUCAGAAGCGCAGGAUUUCCCGCAAUACGCGAUCAACUUUGUGAAACGCUUCGUGACAGGAUCCUACGCAUCUGUUUCGUCCUCCGUCGCUUCGCCUACGAACGCAUCUGAGCCGCUUUCUCGCGAUACGUUUGGACUCCGGAAGAUCAUCGUUGUCGCCACUCCAUAUGGCAAGGUCUAUGGCAUUGAUUCUGCCAAUGGCGAGAUCGUAUGGAGUCGCGUGUUCGGCCUUGGAUGGGCGGCGGAAGUGGGUGGGCAUAUCCUACCUGUGAAGCUGUUCGUCACGCGCACUGUCAGCGAUGGAGACUCUCCUCAGGUUGUUCUGAUCACUCAACGCAGAGCUAGCAAUACCCUCGUGGACACGGUGCUCUUUCAUAUUGACGCGCUGACUGGCGCGGAUGUCAGAGGAGUGUCACCAGCUGGAGCGCUUCUUCAGGGCCUGGACGUCAUCGCAGGACCUCUGGUAGAGGCGUAUCUGUUACGCAGUGGUAACAGCAAGAUCGUUGUUUUAUUGGACGAGUUUGUGCAAGUUCACCUAUAUCCUGACACAUCGGAGUCGACUGCGGUUUACAAGAAAGCGUUACCGUCGUUGUACUUCGUGCUUCGCACUGGUCCUCGUGGAUCCCAGCGUCUUACUGGCCACCAGAUCUCCUCAGUGGAAGAACUCAUGGGUAGAGAUGUUGCAUACCCGACAUGGACCGUAUCCCUCCCUCCUUCGGAGGUCAUCUACUCAAUAAUACCGAAACCGCACGAACCCGUGGCAUCGCUGGGCAAAGUCUUGGGCAACCGCACCACAUUAUACAAGUACCUAAACCCAAAUCUUGUCGCUGUCGUGACUGGAUCGUCUUCACCGCCUUCAGCUUCCACAUGCUCGGUCUACCUCGUUGACGGCGCCAAGGGAACAAUUAUCUAUCAUGCCACUCUGCCCUCGAUGGUCGAUUCCUGCGACAUUCACGUGGCGCUCACUGAAAACUGGCUUGUGUAUGACUACUAUGAUGGGGAGCUUGGUGUGGAUCAGGCCAAGAGCCACCGCAUCGUCUCUGUAGAGCUCUACGAAGGGUCUGGCGUUGAUGAUAAGAGACGGAGUUCCGAUGCUUCGUCGUUUUCUGAUGAGAGUGCCGAUGUCACUAUCUUUGAACAAUCGUACGUAUUGCCGCGGGGCAUCACUACUAUAUCUGCCACAUCUACGUCAUACGGUAUAUCUAUGAAGGAUAUUAUUGUCGCGAACGAAAACCACCAGAUCCAGUCCUUCCCUCGGCGUUUCCUAGACCCCCGCAGACCUAAACAAAAGCCCACCAAUCAGGAGAUGGAAGAAUGGCUGACCCAGUACGAACCGCUCAUUCCCGACGAUCCAAAACGUGUUCUGUCCCACAACUAUGAGGUUGCACAAACGAAGCGCAUCAUCACAUCUCCUGCGCUGCUGGAGUCGACGUCGUUAGUGUUUGCUUACGGGCUUGACCUAUUCUUCACUCGUGUUGCGCCCUCGAGUACCUUCGACGUGCUGAGCGAAAACUUCAACAAGGCCCAGCUCGUUUUCACCGUCGGCGGUUUAGCGUUGGCAAUCAUCGUCGCGAAACCGAUGGUCAGCAGAAAGCGGCUGCGGGAGAGGUGGUAUGACUAG
Messenger RNA from Sparassis crispa, 3042 nucleotides. RefSeq lists its product as hypothetical. The transcript has 13 exons. Lineage: Eukaryota; Fungi; Basidiomycota; Agaricomycetes; Polyporales; Sparassidaceae. Bases 1 to 3042 code for a protein of 1013 amino acids. Gene Ontology annotation, biological process: protein folding in endoplasmic reticulum. Gene Ontology annotation, cellular component: EMC complex. The record is from RefSeq and is a predicted model, not a curated record. Gene Ontology annotation, molecular function: protein binding.